Messenger RNA from Rhagoletis zephyria (snowberry fruit fly), 1627 nucleotides. RefSeq lists its product as uncharacterized. The record is from RefSeq and is a predicted model, not a curated record. NCBI's taxonomy places the organism in Eukaryota, Metazoa, Arthropoda, Insecta, Diptera, Tephritidae. Gene Ontology annotation, molecular function: carbohydrate binding.
CGGCCGCCGACGUAGUAAUUAAUUAUCGUUAUUAUUGCACUUAGCAACGCAACGGACCACAACAAAGCAAAAACAAAUUAAAAAUUUUAUGAAUGAAUUGCGAAUUGCUUAAUAAAAGUGCGAAAAAGGUGCUAAUUAUAGUGUUAUUCAUUUGACAAAUUUCAAGGUCAAUAAUUAGCUGGCGUCUUUUUAGAAUUACGAUUAGGCGGCAGCGUUCUAAGGGGAAACUAAAGAAAAUAACAUAGUUAAAUAUUUUAAAUACAGAAAGGCAAUACUUAAACUAAAAUCAAUAUGUCUUCAACGAAGUUCAUUGCUAUUCUGCCUCAACCUACGCAGCCAGGGGACAAAGUGCAAAUUAAUGGAAAAAUUUCUGAUGGAGCAAAAGAAUUUUCCAUCAACUUUGCAAAUGAGGUUAACGAAAAUCCACAGUCUGUCGCUUAUCAAUUCAAAUGGGAUCUAGCUAACAACGUACUAAUCGAGGACUACAAGGAAAAUGACGAAUGGAUGAACUACAAAGAAACGCAGUUCGACACAUUAGAUGGGCCGGAAUUUGCCCUAGAAUUCGCGUUCCAAGAUGAUGGCAUCUAUGUAUACUCGGUGUAUGAAGAUGGUCGAAAUUAUAUCACACAAUUUCAACCCGAAAGCGAUUUUCAAUACAUUGAAUCGGUACAGGUGUGGGGCGAUGUGGAAAAAAUUACACAAUUAUCAUUCAUAUAUAAUUAAGCGCCACUUGCAAGGGACAAUGUUGCCAUAUCAAAUAAAUGCAUAUUGCAUUGGCGAAAAGCAAUAUCAAUGGAACAUUUGAUCGGCUAUCGGUUUGGAAAAUGUUAGUAAGAUGAGCUACAUACUUACAUAGUUUUAAAUUGGUUUGCAUGAGCAACUAAAUACUAAAUUAUUUAAUACCUAAACUCAUUACAAAAAAAAAGGUAUUAUUUUGGAUUGAUUUCAUGCUUUCGAAUUGUGUUUGUCCAAGAUUUCACAUAUUUCACUUAUUUAUUUGCGACUUUCCAUUAAUGGCUAUAUAUUUUGAGUAGUUUCUUAGUUCUUGAUUUGAUAAAUUAGAAAUCACCCAGCAGUAUUGAACCGAAAAGUAUUAAACACCGACACUUACAUAUGUAUUGUAUAUAUUUAACCUAAUCUUAGGCGCAGCUCACGGUUGUAAAGCAGCAAUUACUGGCACUGCAAAGUCUCCCGUCGCAAGUGAAGUACACCGCCCCACCCCGCCCACCAGCACCAUGCCUUGUUAAGAAUUCAAAUUUGUUUACGUUUCUUAGCAUGCGUUAUUGCCGUAAAAUGCACAAGUUUAUCGACAUAUAUUCAUAUUUAUUAAUUAACUUGUAUACUUGAGCACCGGCCAUUCGCGCGUUUAAAUUUCCUGCCAUAAUUGACGCUGUUCAGGGGCGUAACGAAAGCCCAACGCUGUAUGCUACAUAUGUAUGUAUGUAUGUAUGUACACCUGCAUACCUUUAACGCGGCUCUUUUACAAGUGGCUAUCAGUUAACUUUCGCAUGCCCACCCGCCCACCUACAUAAAACCUCGCUGCAAUCUAAGCCUAAGUCAGUGCUAAGUUUAAGCUGUAUGUAUAUAGUAUGCAUUAAUAUUUUUUUUAUUUGAUUAACCAACGAUU